Budorcas taxicolor (takin) is the source of this 2879-nucleotide messenger RNA. It is a transcript of the gene SUV39H1, whose product is annotated as SUV39H1 histone lysine methyltransferase. The transcript has 5 exons. Gene Ontology annotation, cellular component: nucleus. The record is from RefSeq and is a predicted model, not a curated record. Lineage: Eukaryota; Metazoa; Chordata; Mammalia; Artiodactyla; Bovidae. The coding region runs from base 34 to 1359 and encodes 441 amino acids. Gene Ontology annotation, molecular function: histone H3K9 methyltransferase activity; zinc ion binding; protein binding.
GUUAGGCCCGAAUGUCGUUAGCCGUGGGGAAAGAUGGCGGAAAAUUUAAAAGGCUGCAGUGUGUGUUGCAAAUCUUCUUGGAAUCAGCUACAGGACCUGUGCCGCCUGGCCAAGCUCUCCUGCCCUGCCCUUGGCAUCUCCAAGAGGAACCUCUAUGACUUUGAAGUCGAGUACCUGUGCGAUUACAAAAAGAUCCGCGAACAGGAGUAUUACCUGGUAAAAUGGCGUGGGUACCCAGACUCCGAGAGCACCUGGGAACCACGGCAGAAUCUGAAGUGUGUGCGCAUUCUCAAGCAGUUCCACAAGGACUUGGAAAGGGAGCUGCUCCGGCGGCACCACCGGUCGAAGCCACCCCGGCACCUGGACCCAAGCCUGGCCAACUACCUGGUGCAGAAGGCCAAGCAGAGGCGGGCACUCCAGCGCUGGGAGCAGGAGCUCAAUGCCAAGCGCAGCCACCUGGGACGCAUCACCGUGGAAAACGAAGUGGACCUGGAUGGCCCCCCACGGGCCUUCGUGUACAUCAACGAGUACCGUGUUGGUGAGGGCAUCACCCUCAACCAGGUGGCUGUGGGCUGCGAGUGCCAGGACUGUCUGUGGGCACCGGCUGGAGGCUGCUGCCCUGGGGCAUCACUGCACAAGUUUGCCUACAAUGACCAGGGCCAGGUGCGCCUGCGAGCCGGGCUGCCCAUCUACGAGUGCAACUCCCGCUGCCGCUGUGGCUAUGACUGCCCCAACCGAGUGGUACAGAAGGGCAUCCGCUACGACCUCUGCAUCUUCCGCACGGAUGAUGGACGCGGCUGGGGUGUCCGCACGCUGGAGAAGAUCCGCAAGAACAGUUUCGUCAUGGAGUACGUGGGCGAGAUCAUUACCUCAGAGGAGGCAGAGCGGCGGGGCCAGAUCUAUGACCGCCAGGGUGCCACCUACCUCUUCGACCUGGACUACGUGGAGGAUGUGUACACUGUGGACGCCGCCUAUUACGGCAACAUCUCCCACUUUGUCAACCACAGUGUGGGUACCCGCAGGGGGGCAGGGGGUUGGGAGGAGCAGGCUGGGGCCCCUCCUCACCCUCCUGCCGUUUUUUGUUUUUUUGCCCAGUGUGACCCCAACCUCCAGGUGUACAACGUCUUCAUAGACAACCUUGAUGAGCGGCUGCCCCGCAUUGCUUUCUUUGCCACCAGAACCAUCCGGGCAGGCGAGGAGCUCACCUUUGAUUACAACAUGCAAGUGGACCCCGUGGACAUGGAGAGCACACGCAUGGACUCCAACUUUGGCCUGGCUGGGCUCCCCGGCUCUCCCAAGAAGCGGGUCCGCAUCGAAUGCAAGUGUGGGACUGAAUCCUGCCGCAAAUACCUCUUCUAGCCCCAUGAAGUCUGAGGCCAGACUGACCAGGGGGGGCUAAAAAGCAGCCCACCCCACCCACCCACUGCUGCCCUCCUGUUGAAGAACAACUGCCAGGCCCUCCUGCCUGCCUCCGCCUGCCCCCUGCUCAGGGCUGCAUGGCCAUGGGGAGGACGGACUCCAGGAGUCCCCUCUCCCUGUCCCAGCCCCAUCCAUGGGUUGCACUUACAAACCCCUGCCCACCUUCAGAAGUGAUUUUUCAACACCAAGACUUUCUGCAGUUGGGAUUCAUGGCCUAGCAAGGCGGUCCAAGGGCUGAGCCCCAGCCCAUACCCAAAGUAGAAACGUCUGUUUUUGCACCUGCUUCUGGCCAGAGCUUGAAGGGUCUGCUGCAGGCCCUCUCCCUGCUGCCCCAAGGGUGUGAGGAAGCAUUCCCAGGACAGGCUGACCCCAGAGCCCAGGAUUCCCAGCCCAUUCGCCUCCCCUACCACAGAAAUGUGCUAGUGAAAGAAGGGGGGCAGUCUUCAAGGGCUGCAGGCUGUGGCUGGGUCCUGCUCAUGCUUGCAUGCUGGCUGGUGUUGGCCUGACAGCUGUAGGGUCUCCUUUUCAAAGCUGUGCCUCUGAGCAGCAGACACCCACAUGCCACUAGAGGAGAGUGGAUGCCCACAGCCUAUUGGCCAGUGAGAGGCAGCCCAGACUUUACCUGUCCUUAAGGUGGGCAACCCCCUCCAGUAUUCUAGCCUGGAAAAUCCCAUGGACGGAGGAACCUGGUAGGCUACAGUCCAUGGGGUCAGAAAGAGUCAGACACGACUGAGCAAGUUCACUUCACUAAGGUGGGCUGGGACUCAGCUCUGCCUUUGCAACAGCUAGAAAGUGCCCAGGGCUCUUGAGUUCAAAGGAUUCUGGGAGCCCUUAACCUGUGGUGUGAGGACUGCUGAUAGCACCCAGAGCUGGACCUGAGACCUAGCUAGGCUGUAGACAGCACUUAGACAAAACAUGCAUGGAUGGGGUGCUGAGGAGGUGCCAGGCACUGGGCUGAGCACCUGGUCCACGUGGAUCGUCUCAGGGAAGCCUUGAAAACUGUGGAGGUGGAUCCCAGGAAAGGGCCUGGGUGGCAGAAGGCAAAGCACAGACCAAGAAUGGGGUGGGGCUGGCUUACCCACCAGGAUGUGGCGAGGUGAGGGGAAGCCCCUGCCACCUCCUAGCCCUCCAGCCCUUUGCACUCACCUUGGGUCCUCUGGUCUCAGUUCCCUGCCCACAAAUGUAUAAAAGGUGAAGGCGCUGAUGGCUGCCUCGUCCCUUGCUUCCCCUGUGAGGUCUUCUCUAGGAAGCCUUCCUUCCCUGACUACCUGUGCGCAGUGUUCCCACGUGAGACUGUGUGCCCUGCCAGCAGAUGCCAGAUCUGUGUGUCUGUUUUUGUGUCCAUCUGUGUGUCUGUGCUCCCCACCCCCAGACUGACCUUCAGGCUUGGACUGAAUCUGAUUCUCCUCUUGUAUAUCCCCUUGGCCCUCCCAGUCUGGGAAUGGGCGUCAAUAAAACAG